Molecule: messenger RNA, 3860 nt
Organism: Sabethes cyaneus
Lineage: Eukaryota; Metazoa; Arthropoda; Insecta; Diptera; Culicidae
Exons: 7
Coding region: 176-3358 (1060 amino acids)
Biological process (GO): protein ubiquitination
Cellular component (GO): Cul4-RING E3 ubiquitin ligase complex
Source: RefSeq, a predicted model, not a curated record
GUUAUAAUAGAAGACAAGAGUAUAUUUUUCUUUAAAAUUGAUAUUUCAUUUUCUUUCUGGUAUCCCUCUUGACCAGUAAAUCAAUAAAUAAGUAAAUAUGAAAAUUGAAAAAUGCUGCAAGUGAGAAAGAUAGUUUGUAAAUAGUCAGGGCUCAGUGCUUCUCCUGUUACGCAUCAUGAAUUGGGACCCAUCAGGCUCUAGGAUUGGUGCCGACAGUAGUCGUCGGCACCACCGGUUCUACAGCAAUGGAAGCCAAGGGGAAUCCAGCUGUUUUGGCAGCGGUAAUGAAACAGUUCGCCGUGAGAAUGUGCUGCUAAAAGUAAUCAACAGGCAGCAUUCUGGAUACUUCAACACGGGUCUGAACAAACGGUCACAUCAGGUUGCUUUUCGGGAGGUUCCACCACAUUUGACUUUUUGUCUGAAAGAGAUCGUUCCAUGUUGCUAUUUGAAAGGUCACGUAUUCAUGGGUCUAUCUGGAUGCGGCCAAUUUCUGCUCAGCUACAAAGUGGCAUACGAUUAUGACGAUGAGCUGACGCAUGAAUACAAUUUUUCAUCUAGUUAUAAAUAUGAAUUAUACUUUUGGAUUUACCGACCGCAUUUCUUGCUGAGCAAGUAUUUUCAAGUAUGUCUUUUUGAUGACCAUGGUGUGGAUGGUAUCAAGACCGUGACAAUAACCCAAUGGAAAACCGACCAGCAGCUUUUGAUCGUUCACGGUGCCAGCGAGAAGGAGGAUUUUGAUUCUUACGUUACUGUGGUCCGGGUGCCAAAACUAGGUUGUUUGGAUUGUAAGAAGAUACGAGAUGCCGACGAGGAAGAAGGCAGCCGUCAGGAUAUUCUUUGUAUUAAGUGUAACAUGACAAUUCACACAAAAUAUCGCAAUUCGGACUCUGGGCCAAAGUUCAAUCCUCGUUUUAAUUUGAAUUGUCCGGGUUAUAUUAUCAUGAGCGAAAAUAGCUUUAUCCACACCAUUAAUAUUCACCUUGAAAUGGAGCGCUGCUUGCAGAAAAGGCCAUUGGGAGUGAUCAGUAGCAAAUAUAUUUCCAAGCGGCAACCAGACAAACAAGCCAGUGAACUACCGGUGACAACAGUUUCGUCCAGUCUGGAAGUUUGUACUGCAAAGUUGCCGACAGCAUCAAAACCAUCUUUCAGUGGCACUUUACCGAAGCCACCAGCUGCGCAGGAAGCAACUCUCAGCAUCGCCGACCAGAUUAUUGCCGAUUUUGCUGAAUAUGAGACUGAAUCUUUCGAAUUUAAUCGCUGUUCGCAACCGCUCUCCCCGAGGUAUCGUACCGCCAGUAGAUUGUCUUCAAAUGCGUCGCAUUCUUCGGUCACUUACUAUCCGGAGAAUUUUGACGAACUUGUUAUAACCUGUGAUCGCCGCACAACCACCGGAACUGGAGGACUUCGAACUUCCAUGAUUACGCGAGGAGCUGCUGCACGACUUGAAUCCCUUUCACCCUCAUCCAAUGUUCGGCUAAUCAACCAUCGCAAUCAUACCAACGUAGAGCUAAGACUUAUUUCUCCGGAAUCUGGUGGACAUAAAUCAGUAGUCACCCGACUAGAUCUGCAAGCCGGUCCUUCAUCUGCUGGUGCUUCCAUGCGCAUCGUCGAUGCCAAAAACAAUGCUCAAGCCCAAUCUUUUUCUGCCAAUACAAAGCAGGAAGCGAGUGGGUCAUCUUCUAGUUCCUCUUUAUCGUCUUCCGGAAGAACUCCGCUACGAAGACGAUCAUAUCUCUCUACUAGAGUGACUGAAUCUAAUGUUCCUAUCAAUAGUAAUGGACCGGUCGGGGAAACCGUUCCCACCGAUGUCGCAUCAAGGGCCUAUGAAUUUUCCGAAGACAACGAACGCUGUGAAAAAAUUAGUACCUUUCGAAAGCGCCGUUUGGCAGAUAAAAAGUACGAGUUUUCCGAGGACAGUAGCCAUGGUGAUAAUGUGAUAGUUCCCUUCAACAGGCUACGUAGCCAAAUUCGCACACGAUCAGCUAGUCAAAAUUUGCUGUGUAGCCCUUCGCAUCCAGUUGGAUACGAAAUGGCAACGCACUUGCAUCGAGCAUCUCCGAAUCAUGGCUUUCGGUCACCUUGUGGUUCUCCGGUUGGGAAUCGCUAUCUUCGCUCGCCACCGGGAAUAAGAUCGCCCAACUAUUAUCGUCAUCAUUCUCCGGUAGCAACACCGACGACUGCUGGGACACCUAACCGUCAACCAACUGCUGUUCAGCUGAUUAAAAUGCCAAACUUUGAUCCCAAGGAUUACAUCUACACUAGUAGCGGUAUUGGUACCAACUUGGGUGACGAGAUUCCCAAGUUUUUUAUCGAUGCCAUUCAUAAGUUCAACGAAAAAAAGCUGCAAUCGGACGGCAACGAUGAAAACGUCAAUUCGAACAAUCUCCUGCCUCCGAAACUUUGUCCCCAGCAAGAGCUGAAACCGGAAAAGCCAGCUUGCUCGAAGAAGAUCGUUAAGAUCUACGUCGAGGAGGAUGACGCAAACUCGGUGCUAACGACCGAAGAUGACGACUGUAUUUCCCCGGGUUACCACGCUUCCCUGCCGAUGGAGGUGCACGGAUCCUGCUACUCGAACAUGCAGAUCAUCACGCCGGCUUCGUUCAGUAAACUAAACUGCCCGGCUGUUGUGGUUACUCAGAACUCGUUUGAUCUGGAGACAUUUUCGUUCCACGUGGCCAACCAUAUCUGCGCGAAGAACGGAAAGAAGUACGGAAUUCUUUUCGAUUCGGCAUACGAGCUAACACAUGUUUGUCCAUUGACUGAGACUAUUACCUGCACCAUGGUAUUGCAGUUCACCGCUAGCGACGCGAACAAAUUGAAACAGUGCCACAACUGUUCCACCUCUAUCGACUGUCACACUCAUCGGAAGAUCUAUCAGUGCCGGUCGCUGUUCGUCUGGAAUAUGAGUAACGGUGAGUGGCAUGUUUUGGACUACGGUACACUCGCUGCAGGCCCCUAUCUGGAAAUUAAGAAGCUUGCAUCUAAUUAUGGUCGUUUACUCGGAAAGUUGCGUAAGUUCACUCGGAAGUUGUUCGUGUCAUCAUCGGACGAACGUGAAACACUUCGGACGUACGAUUACCUAAAUCACCUGCGAAUACUGGAUUCAAACAACGAGAAAACCAAACAGCGACUAACUGAUUUGGGACACGCAAUCGAGUUCUAUAGGAAGCAGCUGCAUGAUCCGGGCGAUAGCGAUGAUAGUGACGAUGACGACGACGACGAUGAUGAUGAUGAAGACGAAGAAGAUGAUAACGAUUCUGUCAGCUCCGUUGGGUCAUACAGAAACGAUGAUGAUGCGAACACAGUAGCGGGCGAUGCGCACACUCCCGACACGGUUAGUGAAGAGGAUGAUAUUUAAAUAUGGACUGCUGGGGAUCAAUCCCACUACUUUAGCUAGGAAUACGUUUUUUAAAUAAUACCUUUGGAAUUGUACAGUGAUAUUCAAUGUGCGUUCAGAAUUGUGUAUUUCUCGCUCAGUACUCAGCCUGUACUGAGCAUGCAUGCAAUGUUGCCGAAUAGUUUAAGAAAGGUAUAAAGUGAUUAGUGGUGAUUCAACAAAGGAUCAACCAAUUUGAGGAUUGUGUAGAAAAGAUUGAUAAUGCGUUACUUCCGUACAGAUAUUUGCAUGUAGUACGAAAGAUUAGAUCACCAUGUUUGCACUGAAUGGAAAACAUACGGAUUAAUUCUCUAUUGCGUAACAAGCAACAUUCUAUUUCUCUACACAACACAAUGUGACUAUAAAUCUCUGUGACUUUCCCGAAAUAUGCAGAAUGAAGCAGGCUAUUAUAGAAACUAAGCAAACAAGGAUUUUAGAAGCAGGCCCUAACGAGUAUUCGUUCUUUCACUCACAUUAGGAUUGC